Molecule: messenger RNA, 959 nt
Organism: Benincasa hispida (wax gourd)
Lineage: Eukaryota; Viridiplantae; Streptophyta; Magnoliopsida; Cucurbitales; Cucurbitaceae
Product: SNARE-like superfamily protein
Biological process (GO): endoplasmic reticulum to Golgi vesicle-mediated transport; retrograde vesicle-mediated transport, Golgi to endoplasmic reticulum
Molecular function (GO): SNAP receptor activity
Source: RefSeq, a predicted model, not a curated record
UUAAACCCAAUUGGAACAACUUGAUGUGCAAGUUUGCUUAGUUUUGUCUUCUGUCCCUUACACUAUAAAAUGGUAAACUUGACAAACCCUAUUUUUCCAUAUCCCAUAAAGAAGAAGUGAAUCAGAGGUUUUACAAUAUGGUGAAGCUGACAAUGGUUGGAAGGGUUAGAGAUGGAUUGCCAAUUGCACAAGGUAUUAGGUAUAUUAAUGAAGAGAAUGAUGAUGUUUUGGGGUACAAAAAGCAAGCUGAAUUCAUACUCAAAGAGAUCUCUAGAGGGACUUUAUCAUCUUCAAAAAUGGCCAUUCUAAUGCAUCAUCACUGUUUCAUUUACUUGGUGGAGAAUGGUGUGUGCUAUAUGACAUUGUGCGAUUCUUCAUACCCAAGAAAGCUGGCUCUCCAUUACUUGCAAGAUUUACAAAAAGAAGUUGGCGAGUUUGAGUAUGCCCUAAUAAAUAAGCUUAUCAAACCCUAUAGUUUAACCCAAUUUGAUGGUAUUAUUAGCAAUAUUAGGAAACAAUACAUUGAUACAAGAACACAGGCCAAUCUAUGCAAGCUCAAUGCAAAUCGUCGUCAAGCUGAUCCAGACAUGCUCACUUGUUCGCUUUCUGAGAUUUUAGAGAGAAGGAGAAAAUUGGAUAUGGUGGAAAGAUCAAUGUGUAAUAAUACGAAUUCUCAAGGUGCGUCCUCCUCCAUUUGGGGGUCUCCCUGUCUCCAGGAAAUUGGCCUCAAAUGGACGCCAAUGGUUGUAACUUUUGGCGUAGUGCUUAUCAUUCUAUGGGCUUCCUUUCUUCUUUUCGACAUCUCAUUAUCUCAACAUAAUGAAUUUGUAAUUCUAUAUAACAAUAGAAAAUUGUUUCACUAAUUUUAAUAUUCAUUUCUCCCGAUCAUUUUUUUGUUCUUCAAAUUUAAAUUUAAAGUAAAAUCUUUCAUUUUUUUUUAGGUGUACGUGUUAGAGAUU